AUGUCGGCCACCUGUGGGGACCGCGGGCUGCUGGGGCGGGGGGGGGCCCGACCUCCCCACCUCCCCCGAUGUGUGACCCCCGACCUCUCUAGCGCCUGGGCUUUGGUUUGCUUUGGGGGGCGCAGGGAGGUCUCGCGCCGCCGCCGAGGUGAGCUGCACACUCAUGGCCAUCCUCCUGCCUCCGCUCCCCAGGGACGAGGCACCGCUGCCCCGGCGGGUGCUGCCCCCCCCCCCGCGGAAUUCCGAGUUCUCGGCUCCAGGGCGCGGGGCUCCCGGGGAGGGCGCAGGUGGCCGGGCCUGCCCCGACCCGCCCAGCUGUCCCCGCCGGUGUGGGCCGGUGCGGGCCGGUCUGCCCCCGGGGCUCCCGGCCGCGGGUUAACCCCACCGCUGGCCGCCCCCUGCAGCCCCGCAGGCCCGGACUCCGCGACCCGCCCUCGGCCAGGCCCUCGGCGAACUCCUCUUCGGCCCGCAAAGCCCCGGGGCCUCGGCUCUCCCCGCUUCCGCACGGAUCCCGCCCCCCUCCCCGACUUGGGGCGCCCGGGCCGGGGCUGGGGUGACCGAGUCCGUCCCCACUGCCCCGGGGGACGGGGCGGCGCUUGGAAACCCGAGGAGGGCGGUUCAACCCGCUCGCUCGGCCUCGCCCCGCCCCCAGGUGAGCGCCCCGCCCCCUGCAGACGGGAGGGCCCGGGGGACCCGGGCCCCGCCUCCAGCUCGCAGCGGGGGACCCAGCCCCGGGCCUCAGUUUACCCUCCCGGGGUGCGCGAGCCCCGCGCCCCAGGGCCGGGUCCCCGGGUCCCCAGGCGGCCGCAGCCCCGCCCGCCGCGCCCCCAGGUCUCCGUGCGCAGGAGGUGCCCGGCGGACAGCGCGGCCGGGAGCGAACAAAGCCGGGGGGUCGCGCCGCCGCCGCGGGACUCGAACGCGGGGCUCUGGGGGGCCAGUUUCCCCGGCCGUUUGAAAGCCCGGAUCGCACUGCCACCCGGUCCCGCGCGCUCCGGGGCUACUCGCCUGGAAUCUCACGGCCAUGGUGCCCGGGGGGGCGGGGGGCCUGGAGACGCCCGGCCCGGGUCACGAGGGUCGCGCAGGCCCCGGCCCCGCUCCCGCCGCACCUGCUCUUCCUCCUCCGGGACGGGCUGGCGGGAAAACGCGGGGCGGACGCCCCCGGGCCCGGGCGGCCCCCGGCUGGAGUUUCCCACCCGUGAAAGCGACACGCGCCCCGGUCCGCCCGUGGGGGAGCCCGGCGAGGGCGUCGGGGGAGGCAGGGGCGAAGAGGCCCGCGUGCGGCGGGUGGGUUCCGAAGGUGGGGUAAGAGUCUGCGGAGACCGGGGCUGGGUCGAUCUCCCGCCCCCGUGGCGCCUUUGCGGGGAGAGCGCGAGGGCCCGAGUUCGAAUCCUCCCCGCCCCCGCGGCUCCGGGACCCGGCGCCCCCUCCCGGCCUCUGCUGGGGAAGGGCGCCUGGCCCCACCCCGAGGUCAAAGAGCGGCCGGGCACUGGCGCCGACAGCCCCUGCCCUGUGCACGCCCGAGGCCGGGCUGGAGAAGGAUCCACCCUCAGCCCUGAGUUCAAAUCCAGAACCGAGGCCGGCCUGCAGGUCCCAGCAGGCCCGAGGCACCCCGGGUUCGAUCCCGUGCCCCACACGGUGGAGGAGGCUACGGCCGGGAGGAGGGGCGGGGUGGACCCGGGGAGAUGGGGGGAGCGAAGGCCUGGGGCAGGCGCGUCACUGAGCCCCGCGGAAGGCGAGAACACUCCCCCAGCCGGGCCCCCAUUCCCGCGUGUGCUGCACCCCGUGCGCUGCAUGAGUGGAAUUCAGACUGCAAACGGCUGGGGCGGUGCGCGCCGCUGUCACGGGGCGGGCUGCGGCAGGAGGAUUGCUCUCAGUCCCGGAGGAGCCUGGGCUGCACGGAAAGCUCCAGGCCAACCCCACCGACAAAGCGCACAGUGGGCUUCCUGGGGACUUCGGGAAGCUUGUGUCCGGGAUGCCGCGGCGGGCGAGCAGCCCUGGAGCCAGCCCGACUCCGGAAAGGCUAGCCUGGGCUGCCCUGGGCACGGCCCACUGCACUCGGGGCUGCAGAGCCAGCUUCAGCCAGCAGGGGGCGUGUGGGAGCCAGGGCUGGUGUCUGGGGUCCCCCGUGGGGGAGGGUGGUCCCUGUCCCCAAAGUAA
Messenger RNA from Peromyscus leucopus (white-footed mouse), 2157 nucleotides. RefSeq names its product collagen alpha-1(I) chain-like. NCBI's taxonomy places the organism in Eukaryota, Metazoa, Chordata, Mammalia, Rodentia, Cricetidae. The transcript has 7 exons. The record is from RefSeq and is a predicted model, not a curated record. The coding region runs from base 1 to 2157 and encodes 718 amino acids.